AUGACUGCGGCAUCUGCAUCGACGACGGGGAAGCUUCACAAAGACAACAUUGUGGAGCUGCACAGGUUCCUGUCACAUAUUACUCGUCAUCCAGGUCGUUGGACGCCUCGUGGCCUGGCUAUUGUGAGGGCAGCUGUUCCGGAUGCGAAUAUAAGUGUGAGAGUUGUGAAUGGUGUUGCAUUCAAGAUUCUUGGGAAGAAUGGGAGACGACGGACGAACACGGUAGCUUCUGGUUGCGGCCUCAACCGCUCUUGUGAACGACGCAGGGUAAGCCCGAAUGGCGGACCAAGCAACUGCCACGACGGCGCAAUAUACGAGCACGACACAGCGAACAGGCGAAGCAAAAUAUGGAAGCGAACGGGGAGAUGCCCUAGGUUGGAUGAUACGAAUUACUCAUGUCCCAACGCACGGGAAUCGCACAGUGACAGGUGCCAUCCCAUCGAGGACUGGCUGCCAGACUUUGACUGUCCCGAGAGGAGCAGGACGUGCCACAGAGAACAUGAAUACGAGCACUGGAGUACUGAUGAAACUAGAGGCGGUAUGAAUACGAUGGAAUGUGGGCACAGGGAUGAAAGGCGGUAUAGAGACAAUGCUGGAAGGCAUUGGGGAUAUAGAAGAUCAGAGAGCAGGGAGGGGAGGCACGUGGAUACUCGGAGGAGAGGUUUGAGGCAUUCGGCCAACGGGCGUUCUCGCUCGGGAGUUCGAAGGGUCAGAUUUAGAGAGUGA
Ilyonectria robusta is the source of this 726-nucleotide messenger RNA. RefSeq lists its product as uncharacterized. Bases 1 to 726 code for a protein of 241 amino acids. The record is from RefSeq and is a predicted model, not a curated record. Lineage: Eukaryota; Fungi; Ascomycota; Sordariomycetes; Hypocreales; Nectriaceae. The transcript has 2 exons.